CGACAUCGCCAGCGACGCGGUCCAGGCCGCCAUGCGACGCGUCGACCGCAAAAACUUCGUCUUGGAAGGAUCGAGCCCCUACCAGGACUCGCCGCAGACCAUCGGGUACGGCGCGACCAUCUCCGCGCCGCACAUGCACGCGUACGCGCUCUCCAUGCUCGAGGACCGGCUCAGGCCGGGCGCCAGGGUCCUGGACGUCGGAUCCGGCACCGGAUACCUCACCGCGCUCUUCGCCGAGUUCACCGUCGCGGCGUCCGAGGGAAACGACGAAGGUGUCGUGGUGGGCGUCGACCACAUCCCGGAACUCGUCGCCACCUCCGAGAAGAAUUUCGAGAGGGACGGGAAGGGUCACCUUCUCGCCGGCGGCAGGGUCCAGCUGAUCACCGGCGACGGGCGCCUCGGGUACCCGCCGCGGGCGCCGUACGACGCGAUACACGUGGGCGCCGCCGCGCCGUUCGUGCCCCCCGCGCUGGUCGAGCAGCUCGCGCGGGGGGGUCGACUGGUCGUGCCGGUGGGGCCGGAAGGGGGAUCGCAGGAGCUCAGGGUGAUCGAUAAGGGCGCGGACGGGCGCGUGACGGAGAGGACGGCGAUGGGGGUGAUAUACGUGCCGCUGACGGACGCGGAGCAUCAGCUGAAGAACAGGUAACGCCGCCAAGACGCGCGCGAGGGCUUCCAGCUGUGGUGUUCACACGUAUCAGAAAAUGACCGGGCAAACUGAAGAAAAAUCCUUAGGCACGAAGAGGAAAUCCCACGGC
Messenger RNA from Micromonas commoda, 755 nucleotides. RefSeq lists its product with no specific name. The record is from RefSeq and is a predicted model, not a curated record. Gene Ontology annotation, biological process: protein modification process. The coding region runs from base 32 to 646 and encodes 204 amino acids. Lineage: Eukaryota; Viridiplantae; Chlorophyta; Mamiellophyceae; Mamiellales; Mamiellaceae. The transcript has a single exon. Gene Ontology annotation, molecular function: protein-L-isoaspartate (D-aspartate) O-methyltransferase activity. Gene Ontology annotation, cellular component: cytoplasm.